Cannabis sativa is the source of this 1133-nucleotide messenger RNA. RefSeq lists its product as uncharacterized. NCBI's taxonomy places the organism in Eukaryota, Viridiplantae, Streptophyta, Magnoliopsida, Rosales, Cannabaceae. Bases 6 to 968 code for a protein of 320 amino acids. Gene Ontology annotation, biological process: proteolysis. Gene Ontology annotation, molecular function: cysteine-type peptidase activity. The transcript is spliced from 4 exons. The record is from RefSeq and is a predicted model, not a curated record.
UCAAAAUGGUGACUUAUGUGAAGGGCCUUUAUGCUCUUAAUGAUGCUUUUGCUGAUCCCGUAUCUACCGAGAUUGAGGCAAAAUUUGACUCUUGGAUUGGUGAAGGAUUGCUUAAACAUCCCAGGCAUUAUAAUUGUUAUGAAGACGGCGCAAAGAAAUUUACUCCGGGUUUUAGGCUAGGUGUUGAUUAUGUUGAGGAUAAAACUUGGUUUUACCAUUUGGCCACAUGCGACAUGUUUAUGAACGACUCGCAUAUGAACACCAUAUUCUAUUACCUUCGGAAAAAAGGUAAGUAUUCUUCCGCUGUGACGUUGAAUUUCGCAACUACUGAUUGUCUUUUUGAUGAUUCCAUCCAAGCAUUGUACCACAAUUUUAACAAGGCCAAGUCUAUGAAGACUAAGAUGUCACACAUUCACGCUGCCCACCCAAUUGCGCAUUACAUCCGAGGUAUGCGCAUUCCCUGUUCCAAGCCUUGGUAUGAAGCCGAUCACGUGCUUUUCAUCAUCAAUUUAAGAAGGGAAAGUCAUUGGGUUUUUGGGCGUCUUGACGUGCACGAAAGGACGUUAUUUCUGUACAAUUCUUUGAGAACCGCGAAGAUGAAUGCCGCAGCUAGGAAUGCGAUGAAGGCUUAUUCCGUGUUGCUGCCUUUGUUUUUCGAUUUACUUGGGUUCUGGAAGAAUAGAGCACAAGUUCCUGCCUCAGUUUCUGACCCUACAGCUCCAUUCAGAAUCGUGGAGCUUAGUGGUCUUGCGUCUCAGCAGAAGAAUGAUUGUGGAGCAUAUGUUGCUGCCUUUGCUGAAUUCUUUAUACACGGAAAGGAUGUCCCUGCAGACUUUGACAUCGAAGUUUAUCGAACCCGACUUGCUUCACUUUUCUACUCGUACGGACAAAGGAAAAUUGACGAAAGUAUUGACAGCGAGGAUGAGAAGCAAACCAAGUCUUCUAAGGCAUCUAAAUUGAAGAAAUAGGAACUUUUAAUUUGGUGGCUCUAUUAUGUUAUUUGUUGAAUCUAUUUACUUGACAAGUUUUAGUGUUGUUGUGUGUUUAAAACUAUGUAGCUGGUUUAAAACUUUUAGGAUAUUUGACAUUCACUCCUUAUAAUAUCUUUAUUGUAUAGGUUUGUAUUUCCCAAA